UAUCAUGGUGGCACUGGCUGUGGCAACUGGGAUUGUAAAGUAGUGAAAUUGAACAUAGUAACGUUUUAAUGAUAGAAAUGGGUUGUUAACUCACAGAGGUUUAUAGGUGCUAAACUCUCCACAGAGAAACAGGAGAGACACGAUGACAACUAACGAGGAUCAAGAGAUGGAGCUGGAGGCUCUACGCUCCAUCUACGAGGGCGAUGAGUGUUUCAAGGAACUCAGUCCAGUUUCAUUCCAGUUUCGGAUAGGAGACCUGGAGGACACCAAAGCCUUCAUCCUGGACGUGACGUGGCCAGAGACUUAUCCUGAGACAGCCCCGCAACUCUCCCUUGAUGCCUUUUUUAACAACAGGAUCUCUCCAGAGACCAAACAGCUGAUCCUGUCUAAGGUGGAGGAGCAGGUGGAGGCUAACCUGGGCGAGGCCAUGAUGUACACCCUGUUUGAGUGGGCCAAAGAGAACCAGGAGACCCUGAUGGAGAACCACAAGCCCGUUGUGUCAGCUGUGACUUUAACAUCUAACAGCGAUACGACAACCACCGCCUCAACAGGCAAGAAGAAGGAGAGGAAGGAGCAGCUGACUAAAGCUCAGAAGAGAAGGAUCAUCAACAGAACAGAUCACAAAGGGGAACUGCCAAGAGGUUGGAACUGGAUUGACGUUAUCAAAGUAGGUGCAUUUUACUUUUCCUCCACAAGAUGGUGCACUUUACUAGCUUUUAAAUACAAGCCGUUCAUCAUUAACCUUUUCAUAUACCUCUCUUUUUUUCUCCCUCCUCAUCGCUUCUUGACUGCCAUCUAGCAUUUGAGUAAAACAGGAGGAAAAGACGACGACUAGGCCUGAGGGCAGCAAUCUCAUGCUGCUUCCUACAAGAACAUGCAGUGAGGUGUGAGCUUGCUGCAGCCUGUUGAUGCUGCUGCUCCUGUCCUGAUGCCUUCACCUCCAACAUGUCACACCCAGUAUGGCUGCUUCCACCCAGACAACAUAACAAAGGAAGCUGCUGGGUAAAGGUGGAGUUUCAAGACACACGCUUCCAGCUGAAACUGUGUUUGUUUGAGCUGGGAAAUCCACAAGAAUUAAGUGUUUAUUUUUUCUCUGUAUGUGUUUGUGGAAAGCAGCAAGUCAGCACUCAGAUAUUCUGCUCCAUCCUCCACCAGGGAGGACGUACCUGCUGUACCUGCUGCCACUGCCACAGUUUUCAGUCUCCGAAAUUAGGCCCAGCUGCCAGGCACUGGAGACAUAAAUGUUGGAUUGCGGUUAUAAACGGAUGUUUCAAACAAGCAUCCUGCUGUUACUCUGAGGUAUCAUGUGACUUUUUUCAACAUAGAGAAAUUUUAAUAACACAAAAUGUUACUCCAUUCACCACUUUCUUAGUUUUUUUCUUCCCAAUGAACUGAGAAACAGAAACAUUUUAUAUAUAAAUAAAACCAUAUUUGGUCUA
Scomber scombrus (Atlantic mackerel) is the source of this 1439-nucleotide messenger RNA. It is a transcript of the gene rwdd4, whose product is annotated as RWD domain containing 4. The transcript is spliced from 7 exons. Bases 143 to 799 code for a protein of 218 amino acids. Lineage: Eukaryota; Metazoa; Chordata; Actinopteri; Scombriformes; Scombridae. Gene Ontology annotation, molecular function: protein binding. The record is from RefSeq and is a predicted model, not a curated record.